AUAAAAAACCAAACACAGCUGUGUUUUGGUACACAGCUACUUAUUUCUAACUUCAAGAUUAAAAAAAUUUCAAGGCCCACGUCAGAUAAAAAAUCGCGUUUAAUCGCGUCGACAGGAUGCUCUGAAACGCGAAUUUAUGGAGUUUCGAUCAUUUUCAUCGUUUUAAAUUUUGAUCGAUGCAAAAGAAGCAAUUAAUCAAUUUUUGUGAAUGUCCAGUGACUAAUACUUAGUAUUUUUAUCGAAUAAGACAAAAAAUAUCGAAUUAUCAUGAGUUUUAGGGAAUUAUUUCCGACAAAUGGAUCGGUAGUGAUUUUUAUUUUGUACAUGUCACUUUUUGUGGCACAAGGACUUUUGGUGAAGGCAUCCCAAAGUACGAACAACUCGUAUACUUACAACACAGUUACCGUAGUUUUAGCGACUGAGCUGCUGAAAUUGCUUGUUUCGGGCUCGCUGUAUUAUAAAGAGAAUAAUUUAAAAAGUUUAUACACGAAUGUAUUGAAAGGAGGGAAGUUACUUGCCUUCUACUUAGUCCCAGCUUUCCUGUAUUGCCUUUACAACAAUCUUGCCUUCUUGAAUUUGUCGAAUUUUGAUCCGACGACGUAUUUUUUGUUGCUCCAGCUGCGAGUUGUGUUCACCGGUAUCCUGUUUCAAGUGAUUUUUAGUAAAAAGCUCUCAAAACUGCAAUGGGUUUCGUUAAUUCUGCUCACUUUUGGCUGCAUGGUGAAACAUCUUGAUCUCUCAAGUAGCGAUGAUGCCUCCAAAAGCACGACAGACGACAAAAAACUCGCACAUGACUCAAAUUACAUCACAAGCAUCAUUUUAAUUCUCAUCCAAACGCUUUGUUCCUGUCUUGCCGGUGUCUACAACGAGUACCUGCUGAAGAAAAAAGGCGCUGAAACGGAUAUUUACAUGCAAAAUAUCUUCAUGUACCUCGAUUCGCUCGUUUGUAAUCUCCUCUUGUUGGUGUUGCAAGGAGAUUUGAUCAACGCGCUCACUCCAACUUCGAUCCAGCAAAUUAUUCGAUGGGAUGUCCUGCUAAUUAUCGUCAAUAAUUGCGCCAUUGGCAUCGUGACGUCGUUCUUUCUCAAGUACAUGAACUCGAUUUUGAAGACGUUCGCAAGUGCACUCGAGCUGAGCUUUACGGCGAUUUUGUCGUAUGUCAUUUUUGCGAUUCCGUUGAACGUGAGCACCGUUUUUGCCAUUUUAAUUGUGUCGUUUGCCGUUUUUCUGUAUAGUAAGAAUCCCGUGAAUAAUACGGGACCAAGUGUGAAAAAUGUGUUGCCUGUUUAUGCCGAUGUGCGGGAUAAGCAGAAACUUUUAGGUGAUGACAAUGUAGACGACGAUGACGAGGAAUAUGAUUUAGUUAUGGAUGUUGUUAAAUAAAUAUUAGAAUUUUAUGCAGUAAUGACAAAAAAAUUGAAUUUUUCU
This is a messenger RNA of Culicoides brevitarsis, 1428 nucleotides long. It is a transcript of the gene senju, whose product is annotated as UDP-galactose transporter senju. Gene Ontology annotation, cellular component: Golgi membrane. The transcript has 3 exons. Gene Ontology annotation, biological process: pyrimidine nucleotide-sugar transmembrane transport. Gene Ontology annotation, molecular function: UDP-galactose transmembrane transporter activity. The record is from RefSeq and is a predicted model, not a curated record. The coding region runs from base 268 to 1383 and encodes 371 amino acids. Lineage: Eukaryota; Metazoa; Arthropoda; Insecta; Diptera; Ceratopogonidae.